This is a messenger RNA of Klebsormidium nitens, 6201 nucleotides long. NCBI's taxonomy places the organism in Eukaryota, Viridiplantae, Streptophyta, Klebsormidiophyceae, Klebsormidiales, Klebsormidiaceae. The record is from the annotation of a GenBank genome assembly.
GUCAAGACAGGCUCUGACAGGGACAAUGCAAGAGCGCUCAUGCAGUGUGCGCUGUGGCAUGAGGGUAGGCGCAUUGCUAUUGAUGUCCCAGCAAAGCAGCAAGGCUCUUGAUGGAUCAGUCAUUGAUCGGGUAUUAGCCACGUUUCUGCACCGUCUGCGGAGGUCAGCAACUCGAAGGAGAGCACAAUCAUGGAGCGGCAGAAGUCUUACUCGCCCUCCCCGCAGCUGAAAGCCAGCCUGAAGUUCACGCACAAGCCGCAGACAGACCCUGUGAGAUCGGGAGCAAUUUUCAGGCAGGGAGCGCAGUCUGGAGAUGGGGAGCAUGAACAGCAGACGAGCCUGCACCAGACUGCUCCCUCGAGUGAAAAGGUUGAAGACCUGCGAGGAGGAUUCGAGCAAAGGGUACAGCAAUAUGGAAAGAGUGGCUUGGAGAUCAAUCCUGCUGCAGUCAACAGCAGGGCAGCAACUCUGUCUGGGUCGGCUCCAGAGUGGAACCAGGCACUGAUUGCCCCAGGCACUGUCUCGCAGCAUUCGUUAGCUCCAGGAAAAGUUGCACCAGUCGCUGACAGUAGUGCAAUCAUUAGGCCAGCUCCAUAUGGACGCUUUGUACCACAGCCAUCCCCGACGCCAUUUGGUGUUGCUGCAUGGGCGAGCAGCGUGGGACAUCAGAUCAGCGCCAACUUUGACGCCUUGGUCAGGCAGAGCCCUGCCCCUCGAGUCCUUCGAGAGCACGCUCACAGCCCGCCCCACUUUUAUGCCCCUCCUGGUCCACAGCACGAGGGCUUCUCCCAUCCACAGCGCAGCGGGGGGUCAGAUGCUUCCCGCCUGAUGCCGCCCCCAAGGGAGAGCCCCAGGCAUGCGCUGAAACAAGAGGUUCAACGCCAGGCGACCUUUGCUCAACCAGACCGCGGGGCUCCGCCUGCUUCCCACAUAUACGAAGGAAAAGGAGACGCUGAUUCUUCCAGGCAGCGCGAGAUGAGGUCAAGCCCGAGGGCUCAGGGGAUGAAUGAAAGCGAAAGCGCAAACGGGGUUGCGGAGACGCCUGCAGCAGUUUCGCCUACAGCAAGCGGCAGCGGGGUUCGAGAAACGGGUCUGGCAUUGCCGGCCAACCAGGGGGGCGUGGGAGCCGGUUCUAGAAGCGACGGGGCGUCUGGGAGCAAAGCACCAGCAGAGGAGGGCCCGCUCCCAGAGGUCGCGCAUGAGGCAAAGGAGGUGGAGCUGAACCUUUCAGAAUCAGUACCCACUGUGUCUCCUGUAGUUCCAGGCAAGAGCCCAAUUCUAAACCCGGGCUUCCAGACGCCUGUCAGCCUGCAACCUGGCAGUGUCCUGAGGAGCCACUCCGAGCUGAAGAAGGGAGCGGCGUCUGACACCAGGGGCGGGACGUCCGAUGUCUCGGACCACGACGCAUUUUCUACCCCGGACAACACCACUGCUGGCGCCACGCCCUUCACAAGAUCACGGUUGAAGGCUGCCCAAAGCCCUGCAAAGACUCCCCUACAAGCCAGGGCAGAAAAGACCCCCCAAACCCAUGAGAAGCAGGUCACACCGGUGCAGGAAACCGGGAUCCCUGGAAGCACUGGGAGGACUCUCCGGGGUUCGUCAGGGAGACCGCAGGCAAGGGGUCUGAGCGCUUUUCUAGAAGACGAGGGGGAUGAAGAUGACCCUGCGUUCAGCCUGGAUGUCCCCCCCCCAGAGGACGAGCCCCCCGGGCCUGUUGCUGAGGGGGCCCUUGGCGGGGGGGUGAUGCCAAAGCUUCCAGCAGGGGGAGGAGUUGCGGAAGAGAAGAACGGAGAAGCUGAAGGGGAGGUCGGUAGAGGAAACCGGAAUGACGACGGGGGUAAGGAUGAUAGUGAGCGGACGGAGAGCGAUCGGCCGAACAGAGACGGUCUAAACGGCGGGGGGGAUGAGGCGGCAGAAGUGAACAGUGGAGGGGCGGUGCUGCCAAGGACCCCCCGGAACAGCGGCAAGAGGUUGAAGGGUGUCCGAAACAGCGCUGGAAAGACCCCGGAAGCACAUUCAGGGAAAGAAGUGGGCUUGCAAGAAGGGCCAGUGGCAGUGGGCUCGGCCGAGCGUACGAACAGUGUUCGGAGGAGCUCGAGGGGUGUCCAAGCCGGUGUGGGUGUAAGUCCCUUGAUUGCGGAACCAAAGGCGAAGGAAGUGGCGACUCCAAAGCCCAGUACAAAGAGCCUCUCUCCUGGAUCUACUCAGAAGCCUCUUAAAACCAUGAAACGUACGGAGACCGCCAGUCCCCAGUCCCCGCAACCACGCGAUAGGAAUGGGAAAUUUGCGGCAACGGGGUCGCUGGCGGUAAAUCCAAGAUCUGCGGAUAGGGAGGAAAGACUUGCGAAGCGGAGGAAGCUGUCAGAGGAGGACGUAGAGAAGACUGUAGAGAAGGAAGCCGAGCAUGGGGGUAGAGUAGGGGCAGGAGAAGAAAAGGGCGAGAAGAGUAUGGAAGAGGGGCCCACUGGUGCUGGCGUCGUGCCAAAAGAGGAAGGGGAUGCGAAGCGGAUGUCUGAAUCCAAGAAGCGCAGCAGGAUGCUGCGCGAACUCGAGAGCCGCCUCAAGGGUCCCGAGGACGAGGUCAUCAUCACGCGUGCCGUCAAACUCCCAGAGGCUGCGCAGGUCAGCAGGUGGGGGCGGCUAGUGAAGCCCAAGCUGGCCUUCUGGGAGAACGAGUACUACGACAGGGAUCACGCUGGGCGGAUCGUUGGCAUCUCCCGGCCACCCGAGUACACAACUCCAUCCAAGAAGCCCCAAAACCCCAAACCCUUCUCGCCCAAGCUCGAGCCGGUCGUCAAGUCGGAGAACACAGGGUCAGCGGCGGACAGCGCUGAGCGGAAGCAGAAGCUCGGUGCUAGCAAGGAAGCGACACACAGCAAGCGGAAGGUCAAAGUGGAAGAUGACGUCAGCACGCCGCAGGAUCGGGGGCAGAAGCGGAAGGGGGCUGGCGGAAUGAAGGGUCUGGGGGGGGCGGAAACUGUGGUAAAAAAGGAGGGUGGGGAUAGAGGACAGAAGUCUCCGGUUGGGUCACCGGGACGGUGGGUCUCCACCAGGAAUAAGAGAAAGCGGAUGGAGGGAGAAGAAACAAAAACGCAGGAGAGAGUAAAAAAGGGGGAAACGAAGACUGAUCCGUCCGGCAGCGGGAAAGAGGAGAGUCACCCGUCGAAGAAGCGGAAAGGGGCCGCAAAAGGCGAAAACAACAAGGCUUCGGAGCUCUCUGGUUCUGUGGGCGGUCCGAAGCCGUCCGGAUCUGUCAGCGGUUCGCAGCCGUCCGAUCCUUCCGGCCGUCGUAAGUCGUCGGAUCAGCUGUGGCGGCUCAACCGCCAGCACAAGGUGCAGAAGGGGCCCCGUGCUGCCAACUUUGUGGGGGAUGGUUUCGUGGCUGAUACAGCUGAGGUCGAAGAAGGAGCAAACGGAGCCGAGAACGAAGGUGGGCAGAAUAAAAGGGACGAGGAAGGAACGGAAGGGCCGGCGGCAGAAGGGGUUGGAGGAACUAGGGAGAAUGGGGGGCCUGAGAAUCACGCAACUGAUAUUGGAGGGAGCAAAGGAGGCGAGAGCGAAGAGCAGAAGUCUGGCGUGGAUGUCCCAAAGGAUGGGGGCAGAGUGGACAGGCGGUUGCGAAGUAGAGGCCAAGGAAGCGUUCAAGAGGAUACGGGGAAAAAGAUUUGGGAAGGAGGGAGUCGGUUGAAGCGUGGGAAAGAAGCGGGCCCUGUUGCGGGUUUGGGUGAUGAUUUGAAGCGGGUAAACAAGCGGGACGGAAAGUUACAGGGCCCGGUUGAGGACCUCCGGCGACAAAAGAAGGAAAGGCGGAUCGACGAACUGUUGGUAGAGGACAAGAGCGGAACAGCGGAAGACGAAAGCACGGAGACGAAGAGGAAGAAGCUCAAGAAGGGGAGCGAGGCAAAAAGCGGCUCCUCGAAGUCGAAAACGGCGGUCAGGGGGGGCGGCAGGAAAGCAACGAGGAGCAAAUCGAGCGCGGAUGAGAGGGGGCCAAACGGAGACAGCGCUCUGGAAGGCGAUGACGUCAGCAAGAAGGGAACGGUCAAGGAGGGUGGCGUCAUCAGCGGGGCAGAGGCUACGGGACCGACAGAGGGGCGGUACCCUAGAAGGCGGCUGCGGAAGAAGGGCGAGUUGGAAAGGGGAGCGUCGGAAGGGGGAGCGUCGGUUGAGAAUGAAGCGAAAGCAGUGGGGACGGAGGAAAAAAGCGGUACAAGGAAUGGGUCGAAUCCAUCUGAGGCUAUCGAUGCCCUGAGGAAAGACCAAACGGUUACCACUGGGUUUGAGGACCCUGAGAAGGGGAGAGAGGAACCAAUCGGCGAUGCGAAACCCGGCAACGGCGUAAACGUGGAGGAAACGGCGGAGGAAGUACUUGAAACCGGAGAAGAGAGAGGAGAUGAGGCAGCGGGUGUGGAAGCGCCUGUGGAAGGAACGGGUGCUGAGUUGGACGAGGAAGCUGCGACCGCGCUUGGGGUGGGAUUGACUGCGGAAGAUACCGAGAAGGGGUCGGUGGAGAAGGAGAAAGCAAGGGAGAAGGGGAAAGCACCAAAUGAGAGUGACUUGGGGGCAGAUGAGGCGGCUGAACAGCUUGGCAUGGGGGCAGCGGAAAACACUUUUGCGAGUGUGUCUGCAAAGGAUGGGGCUCCGAGCACUGGGGAACAGCAUGAGGAAGAAGCGUCACUCGUGCCGAUUCCAGAGGAAGCGAGGGCGGAGUCAGGUGCGGAACAGGAGGGGACGACGCCAAAAGGCUCUGUGGCAGACGCUCGGCAAGGCCACGUGUUAGAAGAGCAGCAGGGACACGUGGCAGACGUUGGCGUGGGCAAUGAGGGCACAGUUGUGGCGGGGCUUGUUCACACCGUCGAUGCGGAAGUGGGUGGCGUCAGCGGCAAAGGCCCCAGUCACAAGGAAAAGGAGGGGCCCGUUCACACCAGCGGUUUGGAGGCCCUUCCCACUGACAAUGUCCCGAGUCGGACCCCACAACCAGCAAUUGCAAAAGGAGUGGAGCCUAUUCCCACCAUCGCUGCGGAGCCUUCGGCCACUGGUGUUGCCGGACUCGUUCACACCGACGGUGCGGGGCCUGUUCACACCGCUACUGAGGACGAGCCGGUGGAUGCAACCGGGUGGACUGCGAGCCAGGUGGCGGCGCUAAAAAGUGCGCUGCUGAUGAUCGACCCGACUGUGGACGGGCUGUGGUACAAGGUAGCGAGGCAGGUACCAGGGAAGAACCACAUCGAGUGCCAAACCAAGCACAACGAGGCAUAUGUCACGCCCCCGGUGCGCCCCCCGUACGCGCGCCGCGCCGGCAUGUCCCCCGCGCCCCGCAUCAUCCUCCAAGGCGCCGGCAGGGGCCUCGCCAAGGCAGCGAAUCAGAGCAAGCCACGUGGCACGAUCGUGAGCGUCCAGAUGCAGGGCAUGCGUGCAGCACGGGAGAUCCUGAGAGCGCAACAGGCGAAGCAGCGGGCCGAGGCGGGGGAUCCCCUCGCUUUCCACGUGGCAGAAUCUGACGGGACGAGGUCGAAUGAUUUGGGAAUGGCGCCCGACGGCGGUUCCGUGCCGGCAGCGAGUCCACUGAUUUUGAAACCCGUGCAGAACCAGGAUAAGUACAUAGACGAUGCGCUACAGAGACGGUUGCAAGCGCAGCGCCGGAAGAACGCAACUAGUCAGGGGGGGUCCGGCGCGCAAACCCUGAAAAGCGCUGCGCCGGUGUUGGGCUUUGAGGGGGUGACCAGGGAAACGGUGACAGGUGGCGCGGCGGGAGUGGUUGCCGCAGCUGAAAAGGCGCUAGUGCUGAGGGAACAGGCGGCAAAUAGUAUGGAAGACGAACCGGAGGGGCUGGCGGGGGGCGACGAAGAAGAAGAGGAUGAAGACGACCCGCCUCCGUUUGCGUAGUCGGUGGCUAGGAGGGUCGUGGUGAGAUUGUUCCUAGAAUUGUCCUGUAUAGUAGAGUACGAGAGAGAGCGAGACUGUUAUGCAAAGUGUUGGCGCCAGAAAGCUGUGGCUGGGUACGUUACUUUGGAUCAAGCUUGUAAAGUGCUUCUUUGAAAGCCAGCGAGGGUUUAGCGACUGUCUGUCGACCUGAGCGAACGGGGUCUGUUAAACGGCGCUGAUGAAGCUUUAAUUCUGAGUGGUUGCGGACAACGAAGCCCGACUUGGUUGACUUCUUAUCAGAGGAGUUCUUGUGAAAGCCCGCCGAUCUGCCUGGCU